AUGGAACGCUGGGCUGGUCGUGUAGCGCUGGUGACUGGUGCGUCGUCAGGUGUCGGGGCAGAAACGGCUAAAGUCCUCGCUGAGAACGGUAUGUGUGUGAUUGGUUGCGGUAGGAAUGUUACAUCCAUUCAGGAAUUAGCUGACAAAUUGAAAUCAAGUUCAUCCAAAGGUGUUCUCCAUCCUGUGAAAUGUGACCUUCGGAGCGAGAAACAAAUACUGGACAUGUUUGAGGAAAUAAAAAGCAAACAUGGCGGUGUCGACGUUUGUGUCAAUUCUGCUGGUUUGUCUCAUGUAGCCCCAUUGCUGUCUGGUGAGACAGAGAAAUGGAGAGAAAUAAUCGACGUAAAUGUUAUGGCAUUGUGUAUUUGUACCAGAGAGGCAUUCAAACAAAUGAGAGAACGCAAUGUGGAUGACGGACAUAUCAUACAUAUAAACAGCACUUCUGGACACCGUGUUGCAAUGGGAGACUAUGACCUUAACCUUUAUGUCGGUACAAAGCACAUGGUGACCGGUUUAACUGAGGGAUUACGUCAGGAGUUACGAGGUUUGAAGUCUCAUAUUAGAGUUACUGCUAUAUCCCCAGGAAAUGUAAACACCAUGUUUGCUAACAGAAUGUACGGAGACGAAAUUGCCGAGAAGAUGAAAUCAGAAUAUAAGCUGUUGGAAUCUUCUGACAUCGCUGACAUGGUGAAAUAUGUAUUACAGUCACCUCCCCAUGUACAGAUACAUGACCUGAUAGUAAGACCGAUCGAGCAAGAAACCUAAUAACCUGUCUGACGUCAUUCCCCACAUCAUGUGAAAACAAUUAUAUUAUGUAUGAAUGAUUUCAAGAAAACACAGCUUUGAUACUUUUAACAACUUAUAUAUGUUAUGUAUUUUAUAGCAUGUGUUUGCAACAUAAGGUUAUACAGUAUACGUACUUUAAAAUGCAAUAUGAACGAGAAAAUGUAUUUUUUUGUUUAAUACUGUAUGUUGAUGAUGUGAAUUAUGAUUUACCACGGUUCCCAAA
This is a messenger RNA of Saccoglossus kowalevskii, 1009 nucleotides long. RefSeq names its product dehydrogenase/reductase SDR family member 11-like. The record is from RefSeq and is a predicted model, not a curated record. Lineage: Eukaryota; Metazoa; Hemichordata; Enteropneusta; Harrimaniidae.